Durio zibethinus is the source of this 1748-nucleotide messenger RNA. RefSeq names its product biotin--protein ligase 1, chloroplastic-like. NCBI's taxonomy places the organism in Eukaryota, Viridiplantae, Streptophyta, Magnoliopsida, Malvales, Malvaceae. The record is from RefSeq and is a predicted model, not a curated record. Gene Ontology annotation, molecular function: biotin--[biotin carboxyl-carrier protein] ligase activity. Gene Ontology annotation, biological process: protein modification process. Gene Ontology annotation, cellular component: cytoplasm.
ACAGUCAAUCAUCCUCUGGAAUUUCACAAGUCAUCCAUCCAUGACUAUGAUCCACGGUCUCCAUGUCGUCUGUGACGCCGAUUCCUUGAGUAUAUAAGUAAGAAUAACUCCCCUACAUCAUUUUCUCCGUCCCGAAAGCCUUUCUAAUCGUCCGACUUCGCUCGAAUCGUUGUUGAGCUAUCACUGUCCCACUUCGCUUCUCCAAAGCUUCUUUGUGUGUUGGUAAGCAGCCGCACCCACUUCCGUUUCCUUUCCCCUCACAUUUGCCUUUCAUUUCCUUCCCUUCAAAUUCGCAUCCCCUCAAGCCUUUCUUUUUCCGUCGCAUCCUCACGUAAUUUUCUUUCUCUAUUAAAGUCUUAAUCUUGCCUUUAAUCCUUGAUUAAUCACCUUUCUUUCUUUUUCUUUUAGUAGCCAUGGAUACGACCUCGCAUUCUACGCUGUUUUUAUGCGGCAAAUCAUCUUUCGAAACCGAAAUUGCCAAAUCAUUGAAAAUCAACGACGCUCUUAAGCUCCCAAACGGCGGCGAAGUUUCAACUCUUUUACAAUCGGAGAUUAAUAAUUUCCGAUUCGGGGAAGGGACUUUUAAUGUUGAGUUGUUUUUGAAUUCACUCUCGACUAACCGGUUCGGUCGGUUUCUUAUUUGGUCUCCGCGGUUGCCUUCCACGCACGACAUCGUUUCUCAUAAUUUUUGUGAGCUUCCAGUUGGUGCAGUUUGUGUAGCUGAUGUUCAGUUUAAAGGGCGAGGUCGGUCCAAGAACGCGUGGGAGUCUCCGGGGGGAUGCCUUAUGUUUUCGUUUACAUUACAAAUGGAGGAUGGAAAAAUUGUGCCUUUGGUUCAAUAUGUGGUGUCUCUCGCUGUGACGGAGGCUAUAAAGGAUGUUUGUGAUCGCAAUGGCUUUCCAUGUCUUGAUGUUAGGAUCAAGUGGCCAAAUGAUCUGUACUUAAAUGGCCUUAAAGUGGGAGGCAUUCUCUGCACAUCAACAUAUAAAUCAAAGAAGUUCAAUGUCAGUUCUGGUAUAGGUUUGAAUGUUGGUAAUGAGAAACCAACAACAUGCUUGAAUGCGGUAUUAAAAGAGCUUUCUACUACUUCUAUUGAAUUUAGAAGAGAAUAUAUUAUGGGUGCCUUCUUUAAUAAAUUCGAGAUGUUAUAUGAUAUUUUCAUAAAUCAAGGAUUUCAAACUCUUGAGGAGCUGUACUAUAGAACAUGGCUUCAUAGUGGGCAGAGAGUUAUUAUACAGGAAAAGAAUGAGGACAAAGUUGUGGAGAAUGUGGUUACUAUCCAGGGUUUGACAUCCUCUGGAUAUUUGUUAGCUAUUGGGGACGACUAUCAAAUGUGUGAGCUUCAUCCUGAUGGAAACAGUUUUGACUUCUUCAAAGGACUGGUCAGAAGAAAACUCGUUUGAAGAACAUUCCGUAGCACCUUCAACCGGAGACAAACUGCCAUGUUGUAACAUGUAAGCAACUCAGGAUACUCUCAAUCUUUUACAUUAUAACUUAUGUCCUAAUACUCAGAAGGUUUUUUUUUUUUUAAGUAACUUCAAUCUCAUGCAAUGUUGAAUUCAAAUAUGACCGAAUUAAUCAAUCAUUUGUUAGAAAUUUGGUGUCUGCUUUGCUACCUAUUUGUUGAAGAGAUAAAUAGUUCUAAUAUUAUUUUGUCUACCUCUAGGAUCACUCGAAGACAUGGUUAUUUUAAGUGGAUUAUUAUCUGUCCUAUGGCCGUAGGUUAAUUGUCCCAUCUUUGCCUCUAU